Columba livia (rock pigeon) is the source of this 2593-nucleotide messenger RNA. RefSeq names its product endoglin (gene ENG). Gene Ontology annotation, cellular component: cell surface. The transcript has 15 exons. Gene Ontology annotation, biological process: transforming growth factor beta receptor signaling pathway; epithelial to mesenchymal transition; regulation of transforming growth factor beta receptor signaling pathway. Bases 119 to 2092 code for a protein of 657 amino acids. Lineage: Eukaryota; Metazoa; Chordata; Aves; Columbiformes; Columbidae. The record is from RefSeq and is a predicted model, not a curated record. Gene Ontology annotation, molecular function: transforming growth factor beta binding; transforming growth factor beta receptor activity; type II transforming growth factor beta receptor binding.
CCGCCAGCGGCAUUUCCUCCCGGCUCGGAGCCGCGCCGCCCGCGGACCCUCCUCCGAAGGGAGUCGGUUUCCUGCCGCCGCCGACGCCCGGCACUCGGCGCUGGCUCCCGGGGAGGACAUGGGCCCCCACGCCGCCCCGCUCCUGCCGCUGCUGCUGGCCCUGCUGGGCCGCCCGGAUGCUGGGAGAGCCGAGGGCUGCGACUUGCAGCCGGUGACGGCGGAGCCGCCCAUCACCCUGUCCUAUGCCACCAGCACGGUGCCGCGGGGCUGCGUCAGCAGCAGCUCGGUGGGCACCGACCGCGAACUCCAUGUCCUCAGCGUCAAGUGGUCCAAGGUCUCUGCCUUUCCACUGAAUGUGUUCAUCACACCGCGAGCUGGCAGCUGUACCAAGCCAGCGGUACUUGUCCUCCUGUGUGCCCGCUGUUUGGCCACCAUCACCUCCUCGUGCCCGGACCUGCUCGUCCACACCGACGCCCACCACAGCCUGGGGACCACCGUGACACUGGGACCCAAGCCACCCAUGGCCACCAGCGAGGGGCAGCUGCUGGCCUGGGCUCGGGUCACCUAUGGGGGCAUCACGUCCUACAGCGAGUUGCGGGACCCCCGCUGGGUCCAGCUCCGCCUGGGAGAAGAUGCCAGCAGCCCGCCAGACUGUGUCCCCCAGGAGCACUUCGAUGCGUCACUGCACCUCGAGACCGAGGUCUUCUUCCACGGGAUGAAGGGCUGCUCGCGCAGGGACACCCAGAGCACCAGGGACAACCCCAGCACCAGGGUCGCCCACAUCAUCCGCCUGCAGCCCGAGCCCAGUUCCGUGGUCACAGAGGUGAACCUGUCCCUGAGCUGUCCUGAGAGAGCUGCAAGCAACCAGAGCAACCAGCUCCUCAUCCUGCAGAGCCGGGCCAACCUCACCUGGUCCCUCUCCGUCAACAACUGCCACAUCCAGUUCAUGGCCUCCGGGAACUACAGAAUUGCACCCGUCUCCUCAAUGGUGCUCACCGGGGAGGUCCUGCCUGACACAGAGCGGGGCCUCAUCGCCAAAGCCUUCGAGAAGAACUACAGCAUCGUCGCCUCCUACUCCGUCAUCCCCACCAGCACCCGCGUCAGCCUGGAGAUCCAGGAACACGAGGCAGUCAGGAGGGUACCCACAACACCCAACCCCCCGGCCCCCACUGCCUACUCACUGCCCAGCAUGCUGCUGCUCACGCUCCAGCCCUGGAAGUGCACGGAUGAUACUUUGGAGAUCAUCAUCGCCAGGUCCCACCUGGAGCCCAUCAAGGACGUGGUGAACAUCACUUUGCGGGACAUCAGCUGCCAGGCAGAGAAAAACGCCACUCACUUCAUGCUGAAAACCCCCCUCAGCCACUGCGGCACCUCGCUGGAGAGCAGAGGCCAUGCCAACAACGAGCUCAUCCUCAACCUGGCCAAGGGCACGGUGCUCCAGAGCGUGCGGGUGGCUUUCCAGUGCGAGAUCCCACGGGAGCUCUUCCUGCGCCUCUUCCCCACCGCCGCCUUCGAGGCCCCGCAGACAGAGCUGGAGAUCAACAAGGAAACCUUUGUGCAGGCGUCCAUGCGGUGGGAGGACCACCCGGCGGACCUGCAGCUGAAGGAGUGCUGGCUGGUGGCGCCGGGGCGGGAGCCGGUGCUGCUGCUGCAGGGUGGCGAGGCGCGGGGCGCAGGGGUGGCCAUGCUGGAGGGGCCCCCCAGCAGCCGCGGGAGGAAGAUCUGGCGCUUCCGCUUCACCUACACCAUCCCCGAGGGCGGGCGCGUCCCCUUCUCUGCCACCCUCAAGUGCAAGGCUGGUUUGCAGAACAACACCAUCUUUGAGAAGGUCCUGGAGGUGACGGUGAAGGAUGGCUGGCGGCUGCCCAACAACCGUGGGCUGGGGCUGGCUGCCGUCCUGGGCAUCACCUUUGGCGCCUUCCUCAUCGGGGCUCUCCUGACCGCCGGGCUCUGGUACAUCUACUCGCAUACCCGUCCCAUCUCCAAACUGCAGCCGGUUUCCAGCACGGCGCCGGCCUCGGAGAGCAGCAGCACCAACCACAGCAUCGGCAGCACCCAGAGCACCCCCUGCUCCACCAGCAGCAUGGCCUGACCCCUCUGGGCCACCCCGAGCCCACGGCCACCGGACUUGGGGACCCGCCCCAACCCCAUUAAGCCAUUAUUUUGCCCCACAUCUCAGGCCGAGCCCAGAGGGGGCCUCCGUUACUCAUUCAGUGAAUGCUUUGGCCCCCCAAGGGCAGCCCGUGCUGGGGGGGGGCACCUGCAACCCCCACCUGGGAGUUCCCCGAUGCUGGGUGCACCGGGGAGGCGGACAGAGCAGCUACUGCCAAAGCCCCCCCAAGGCUCCCCAUCAAAUGGGGGGUGGGGCAAAAGUGGGUGCCCCCAGGACAUGCCCCAGCAUUUGGGGUGAUCCUCAUGCCCCUUCCGCAUCCCUCCAAGAAGGCAGCGGGUACCGCUGGGAGAGCAAGUGGUUUAUUGGGGGGGUACAGGGCUGCUGCCCCCACCGCAGGGUGAUAGGUAGAAACUACCCCCCAGCUCCCUAUCCAAGUUACAAACUUUUAUUAAUAAUAAUAAAAAUCUCCCCUACGUUAAA